AGCAAUGCUCAGGAGCAGAGCAUCCAGGCUGCUGAAGCCCCUGGUGCAUCCCCAGUUUGUUCAGCCAGCUGUGGCCUCUCGUGGGCAUCGCUGCCACAGAGCUGUGGGCUGCCAGCAGAGGAACCAGAGCUGCCCAGCCGCUGCUGGACCGCGAGCCUUGAGUGCUGCCCAGACCAAGGUGAUGGCAGCAGGGGAGCUGCCAGGCCUGCUGGUGCUGGAUGUGGGAGGCCCUCAUGGUGUGCUGGAGGCCCAGGCAGCCCUGCUGAGGAAGCACUUCCAGCUGAUCACCAUGAAGCAGCUGCUGGCCAACAGGAGGGACGUGGGCAGCAGGGUGCAGGCUGUGCUGGUGCUGGAGGGCAGGCCCAGCAUCGACAGGGAGCUGCUGCAGAGCCUGCCCAGCCUCAGGGUGGUUGGCAACGCCGGCGUCGGGGUGGACCACCUGGACCUGGCCCUGAUCUCCAGCUUUGGGGUGAAGGUCACCAACACCCCACAGGCUGUGGCCGACCCCACGGCAGACCUGGGCAUGGCUCUGCUGCUGGCCUCUGCCCGCAGGCUGGUGGAAGGCUGCCAGGUUGCAGUCUCUCCAGACACAAAGCACUUUGCUGUGGACUGGCUGGGGGUGGAGGUCAGCAGAGCCACGCUGGGCAUCGUGGGCAUGGGCAGCAUUGGGUACAGAGUGGCACAGAGAGCCAAGGCCUUCAGCAUGAGGAUCCUCUACCACAACAGGAAGCGCAGGAGCAGGGAGGAGGAGGAGGCAGUCGGUGCCCAGUACUGCGAGAGGCUGGAGGAGCUGCUGCAGCAGGCUGACUUUGUGAUGCUGGCAGUGAACCUGAACCCCCAGACCCACAGGCUGAUCGGGAGGAGGGAGCUGGGGCUGAUGAAGCCUACGGCCACCCUCAUCAACAUCAGCAGAGGUGCAGUCGUUGACCAGGAUGCCUUGGUGGAAGCUCUCCAGGAGCAGGUGAUCAGGGCUGCUGCCCUGGACGUGACCUGCCCCGAGCCCCUGCCCAGGGACCACCCCCUGCUGAGGCUGCAGAACAUCAUCAUCACCCCCCACGCGGGCACGGCCACGGCGCAGGCUCUGCUCGCCAUGGCAGCGGAGGCCGCGGACAACAUCCUGGCUGCUCUCCGCGGCCAGCCCAUCCCCAGCCAGGUGUGCCCCCAGUGAUGGCCGCCAGGGGGCGGC
Molecule: messenger RNA, 1186 nt
Organism: Dryobates pubescens (Downy woodpecker)
Lineage: Eukaryota; Metazoa; Chordata; Aves; Piciformes; Picidae
Product: glyoxylate/hydroxypyruvate reductase B
Exons: 6
Coding region: 5-1168 (387 amino acids)
Cellular component (GO): cytosol
Molecular function (GO): glyoxylate reductase (NADPH) activity; hydroxypyruvate reductase [NAD(P)H] activity; NAD binding
Source: RefSeq, a predicted model, not a curated record